Molecule: messenger RNA, 1596 nt
Organism: Trichechus manatus latirostris (Florida manatee)
Lineage: Eukaryota; Metazoa; Chordata; Mammalia; Sirenia; Trichechidae
Gene: CUNH20orf173
Product: chromosome unknown C20orf173 homolog
Biological process (GO): sialylation
Cellular component (GO): membrane
Molecular function (GO): beta-galactoside (CMP) alpha-2,3-sialyltransferase activity
Source: RefSeq, a predicted model, not a curated record
AUGGUGGCUUUGUCUAGACAGGCUAAAGGUGAGGAUAGUGACGCAGGAUAUGAGGGCCUGGGAAGAGGUAUGGUGUGGAGGGUUGGGGAGACACAAAAGUCAACAGGAGAAAAAUAUUCUGGAGUGUCUGUGGCCUCAGCCCCUCAUCCUUCCCAUUUCCAGGUAAAGGAGCCAGCCUGCUGCCAGCCCAAGCUGUGGCCUAGGCCAGUCAUGAGGUGUUGGUGGCAGAUUUUUGUCCUCUGGGUCUUCUGGGUGCUCAUCCUAUGGCUGGUGGCCCCCUGCCUAGAUCUAACACCUGAACCAGAACCCCAGGAAGAACUGAUGUACCUGGUAACAUGGCAUUGCUCUUGUCCUUGGUUCAAAUUCAGGAAAUAUGGCUGCUCUUCUGGGACCCUCAACUGCUCCUCUUGCCACCACACAGCUGGAGAGUCAAAUUGGUUUAAUGCAUGCUACAAGAGGACUGUGGAGUUCCUGAGGGGGACAAAAGAGUCCAUGACCCCUGAUGCAAAGCUCUGGUGGUUGGGCCUGAACUCAGAGAGCAAGCUUACAAAAAUGUGGAAGAAGCUGCUUACAGUGAUUCCCACACCCUCAGGGAGUCAUUUUGAUCUGUACUGCAGGACUUGUGUGGUGAUGGGGAGCUCGCAGAUCUUGUGGGGCUCCGGCCACAGCAUCAACCAACAUACCAAGGUCUUCAGGAAUGCUGGUGACCAGAGUGCCCGGAGCUGGCUGGUGCUGCUGUUGCUGAAGCUGUCUGAUCUGGCAUGGACUUCAGACAUCCUGAGUGAGGAAGUGGUGGUCUGGGAAUUCAGAAAUUGUUGGUAUGGGGGUGAGGGGAGUUCAUCCCAGGGAAAGACAGUGAGAGCUCCAGGGAGACCUUCUGCUGGCUUACUGGGGGCACCUCCAGGAUUUUCCCAGGCCUUGGGGGCUGCUGAAACUUUUCCAUCUCCCAUUUUUUUCUUAGAUUUAAGAAGAUUCCAGUUCCCUAGUGGAGUGGAAGACCACAAAAGCAAGAGACUUCAGGGUAAGCCAGAGAUGGAGUUAAAUACGAAGCAGCAGCAGCAGCAGCAGCAGACUACAGUGUCUCCUUGCCGGACCUGCUCAGUGGUGGGGAACUCAUUGUUUCUACGAGGCUCUGGCUUAGGCUUCAGGAUUAACCAACAUGAUGUGGUGCUCAGGAUAAGCCAGGCCUCUGUCCAGGGUUUUGAGAUGGAUGUGGGGAACACAACAACCAUGUGCAUUAUGUACCCCGAGGAUGUCAGCAUUCAAGAUCCUGGCACCCAACUUCUGGUGCUUCCAAUGAAUUCAUCUGGCCUGCAGUGGUUCAUGAAUACACUGGAUGACGAGAACGUCACCUGGAAGCCAAAACAUCCAGGAUUUCAGACAGUCCAGUUCCCUGGUGGAAACAAAAAGAGCAAAGACAAGGUCUUGGUGAUCAGCUUCACCUUCCUCAAGUACAUCCAAGAAAAUUGGCUGAAAAAACAGAGUCAGUAUCCAUCCUUGGGGUUCGUGGCUCUGUUCUAUGCCUUGCAUACCUGUGACCAGACUUCCCCAUCCCCCUUCCUGACAAUGUCAGCUGGCCUGGGACUCCCAGGUUAG